GUGGUGUGGGCCGUGGAAUUACGAUGAGUGGCGAAGAAAGUGACAACGACGGAGAUUUGGGGAUGAUGAGAAGAUUGAGAUAGAUGAGGUUCCCGCUGCAGCAUGGGCGCCCCAUCCCAUCAUCGCCACCACACAGAUAGUGUUCAUAGAAUUACACACAGAUCGCCAUUUCAAUCCAUUUUCCAUUUCCAUCACCAUGCCCACCACCUUGUUACUCUACCCUAACCCCUUACACCUUAAAUGGAAACACCAAUUGCCUCUUCAACCACCACACCACCACCGCACUCACCACCACACCUUCUUCCCAAAACCCUACAAAUUCACAUCAAUACAACUCCCCGCCGCCGCACGCAACACCAUCAAAUGCCUCUCAUCGCAAACGCCCACCCCCAAAUCCACUCUCGAGGCUCUCGCCACCAAACUCUGGAACUUUUUCCGGAAACCCGCCGUCGCUGCGGUCCUAGUAGGGCUGCUCUUGAUGUACGAUCCUAACUCCGCCGCGUUAGCGGCAUCUGGAGGUCGAGUUGGUGGGAGAUCGUUCUCUUCUUCAUCUUCUUCUUCGUCGAGGAGUUAUUCAGUGCCGAAUCCAUCGCCGGGAUUCUCUUACUCGGCGCCGUAUUACGGGCCUUCUCCGUUCAGUGGUGGGUUUUACAUGGGGCCUGCUGUUGGGGUCGGAGUGGGUGCUGGCUCAAGCUUCUUUCUCAUCUUGGUGGGAUUUGCUGCUUUUAUUUUGGUUUCUGGGUUUCUUUCGGAUCGUUCUGAAGGUAGUGUGCUCACUGCUGCUGAAAAAACCACCGUGCUUAAGCUUCAGGUUGGGUUAUUGGGGAUGGGUCGCUCACUUCAAAAGGAUCUGAAUAGGAUUGCACAAGUUGCAGAUACAUCAUCCCCAGAAGGUUUGAAUUAUGUAUUGACAGAGACGACACUGGCUUUGCUUCGGCAUCCUGAUUACUGUAUCUCGGCAUAUUCAUCUGUGGAUGUAAAACGGAGUAUAGAAGAUGGGGAGAAACGUUUUAAUCAACUUUCAAUUGAAGAGCGGGGAAAAUUUGAUGAAGAGACACUGGUCAAUGUUAAUAACAUAAAGAGGCAAAGCACAAGAAGCCAGAGAGCGAAUGGGUUCAGCAAUGAAUACAUAGUGAUAACAAUCUUGGCAGCUGCCGAAGGAGAACAUAAACUUCCUAGCAUCAAUGGGAGUGGAAACUUGAAGGAUGCUUUACAGAAACUUGGAUCCAUUCCUUCAAGCAGAUUAUUGGCCGUUGAGGUGUUAUGGACCCCACAGAAUGAGAAUGAUACUCUCUCCGAACGGGAGUUACUUGAAGACUACCCACUUUUGCGGCCUCUGUAAAUUGUGAUGGUGUGCUUGCUUCUGCUUCUUGCCUCUUGGAGUUAUGAGUUACUGGGUUGUGAUUGCGUAGUUGAGAAUCAUCUAUACUGAUACUGAAAUAAUCACGUUAAAACUAUUGUUAUUCCGGCACUACUCAAUCUGCAAGGUUGUAGUUAGCUGCGACCAAUAUGAGUAGUGAUUUUGUGUCACUAUAUCUAAAAGUUCAGUGAUACAAGUUGUACAAAUUACCAGUAGGAUCAAUUCUAUAGAUUAUAUAGAACAUGUACAAAUAGAAUUUUGUUAGUACUUAAAUUGAAAUUGUUGUCUCUCUGUUGAGAAAAUGCUCUGCUAUUAACUUCGGUGGACUUUUCCAUAAUUUGUUCGUGCAAGUUAUUGGAAUACAUACUCUAGAAAAUUUGAGUAUUGCAAAUUUCAUUUAUAGAACAAAAUUGUAAUGUUUAUUUGUCUUUUUA
Lotus japonicus is the source of this 1794-nucleotide messenger RNA. RefSeq lists its product as uncharacterized. Gene Ontology annotation, cellular component: chloroplast. NCBI's taxonomy places the organism in Eukaryota, Viridiplantae, Streptophyta, Magnoliopsida, Fabales, Fabaceae. The record is from RefSeq and is a predicted model, not a curated record. The coding region runs from base 197 to 1342 and encodes 381 amino acids. The transcript is spliced from 6 exons.